Messenger RNA from Aspergillus glaucus CBS 516.65, 2040 nucleotides. Its product is annotated as hexadecenal dehydrogenase. The record is from RefSeq and is a predicted model, not a curated record. NCBI's taxonomy places the organism in Eukaryota, Fungi, Ascomycota, Eurotiomycetes, Eurotiales, Aspergillaceae. Gene Ontology annotation, molecular function: aldehyde dehydrogenase (NAD+) activity. The coding region runs from base 194 to 1744 and encodes 516 amino acids. The transcript has 5 exons. Gene Ontology annotation, biological process: aldehyde metabolic process. Gene Ontology annotation, cellular component: cytoplasm.
CGGAAGCUUGGCUGGAUUAGUAUAAAUACGGUGGAUAUCCUGAGGGGGACUUCAUAUUAAAACUUCCCGCAAUUGGUUAGAGGAACGGACAUCCGGUCUCCUAUAUCAGUACACUCUUCACUUUUUCUUCUUCCUUUCCUCUUCUGUUUCACCACCAUUUCGCUCCUUUUCUCUACGUUUUCCAGAAUUCACAAUGGGUGCUGUUGAUAUCCCUGAGCUGCAGUAUACGCCCCUCGACGACAUCCAGGGGCAUGUUGCUGAGCUACGCCAGACCUUCUCGGAGCACAAGACCCGCGAUGUCGAGUUCCGUCUGGUCCAACUCCGCAAGCUCUACUGGGCCAUUAAAGACCGCGAAGACAGAAUCGCCGAAGCUUGUCGGUUGGACCUGAACAAACCCGCCUUCGAGACCAUCAUUGCGGAGAGCGGCUGGCUGGAGAACGACUGCGUAUUCGUGUCGCGGAAUCUGCAAAAAUGGGCCAAGGAUGAGAAGGCUGAGGAUAUCGAACUUACGUUCAAGUUUAUGAACCCCAAGAUUAGGAAGGACCCGUUGGGUAUGGUGUUGGUUAUUGGAGCUUUCAACUACCCCUUCCAAUUGACCCUGGGUCCCGUGAUUGGUGCUAUUGCCGGUGGAAAUACCGUGGCCAUCAAGCCCAGUGAGAACGCCUCCAGAAGUGCCGUCAUCAUCCAGGAGAUCGUCGAGGAGGCUCUCGACCCCUCCUGCUACAAGAUCAUCCAGGGCAGUAUCCCCGAGACCCAGGCCCUGCUGGCUGAGCGCUGGGACAAGAUCUUCUUCACCGGUGGUGCCAACGUUGGCCGCAUCAUCGCCAAGGCGGCCGCUCCGCACCUCACCCCCGUCGUCUUGGAGUUGGGGGGAAUCAACCCCGCGAUUAUCACCAAGAGUGCGGACCCGAGACUCGUCGCCCGUCGCCUGCUAUGGGGUAAGACCAUGAACGCUGGUCAGCUUUGCACGUCGCAGAACUACCUCCUCGUCGACCGGGCGAUUGUCCCCCGCGUUGUGGAGGAGUUCAAGAAAGCGUACAACGAAUUCUACCCGCAGGGAGCCAAGGCAUCUCCCGAUUACUCGCGUAUGAUUAACGCGGGUCACUUCCAGAAGCUCAAGUCUAUGAUUGACAACUCCGAGGGCAAGAUCUUGGUUGGUGGUACUAUGGACGAGAAGGAGCUCUUUAUUGAGCCUACUAUCGUCGAGGUCAACUCUACUGAUGACUCGCUCUUGAUCCAAGAGAGCUUUGGUCCUUUGAUUCCUAUUCUGCCUGUGGAUGACCUUGAUGAGGCUGUCAAGAUUGCCAAUGGCAUCCAGGCCACUCCUUUGGGUCUCUACCCGUUUGGUUCCAAGCAGGAUACCGACAAGAUCCUCUCGAUGACCCGCUCCGGUGGUGCCGCCGUCAACGACGCCGCAUUGCACAUUCCCACCCUUCCCUUCGGUGGUGUUGGUGAGAGUGGCUACGGUGCCUACCGUGGCAGAGCCAGUUUCGACACCUUCGUCCACCGUCGCCCUAUCACCACCAGCCCCAGCUGGCUCGAAUCCAUCCUCGCCAUCCGUUACCCUCCGUACGCCGGCAAGGCGGGUCCCUUCCGGGCUGCCAGCACGCUGGUUCCCGACUUCAACCGUGAUGGAAAGAAGCUUAGUAUGGGCUGGUUGCGGAUGAUCUUCACUCUUGGUGGUGGAAGUUCUACAGCUGGUGCUGGGAGAGCGGCUGCAGUUGCUGCAGACGACCGACAAUGAUUACCAUCGGAGCCCUUUUCUUUUCAACUCGACUGAUUUCCUUUUGUGUUGUGUCUGCGCCAUCGUGUCUUUUCAUUUUGGAUACCCCCAUAUACCCACCCAUACCCCAGAUCUAUCGAUAUAAUCCCCUAUUUCCUAAUCACCGUCGCUCUUUCGAUAUACAUAUGCACAUAUUUCCUGUCUAUAUAUCAUGUACUUACAAUCUCACUUGCACAUAACAGUGGCCUACGUUGUCAUGCGGGUUCUCGAACGCCGGGCGAAGCUCUGAGCCGGCCUGUUUUGAUUAUAUACGAACU